This is a messenger RNA of Dama dama (fallow deer), 2724 nucleotides long. It is a transcript of the gene MATCAP1, whose product is annotated as microtubule associated tyrosine carboxypeptidase 1. NCBI's taxonomy places the organism in Eukaryota, Metazoa, Chordata, Mammalia, Artiodactyla, Cervidae. Bases 203 to 1618 code for a protein of 471 amino acids. The record is from RefSeq and is a predicted model, not a curated record. The transcript is spliced from 7 exons.
CAGAGAUUGACGCGAAUCCGCGCUCCUUCGUCUGAGCGUGCGCGCGCCCGAGUCCGUGCGUCACCAGCGUCGGCUCCCGCGGGCUGGGCAGCCGGCGGCCUGUGUUGCGGAGCGGGAACAGCGGCGGCGAGAAGAGGAUUGAACAGAAGUCAACGGUGUGGGGAGCUGGAGUGACCCGUCUGGAUGUGCCCUCCAGGACAGAAUGGUGCUGGACUCAGGUGCUCAGGUGUAUGAGCAGGCACCCCCCAGCCCACCAGCCAGCCCCUCCUCCUUGGCCCAUAGGCCGGGGCCCUCAGACCGAGAUGGGACAGCGUUGUUCCCCUGGCCUCAGUCCCUGGCCCUGCCCCUGGCUCUGUCCGUCCCCUCAGCCCUGCAGCCCCAGGCGGAGAGGCAGCCCUUCUCAGAGCUGCACUUGGGCCGCCGUGGACACAUGCGGCGCAGUGAGAGCACCUACACCGUGAACAGUACUGGCCGGCGGGGGGGCAGCACCCAGGGUCGGGCCCCGCCUGGACGGGGACGGGACCCAGGUGGGGGCACCCUGCGGCCCGCGGCCUCCCUGCCUCACAUCGCUAAAGCGCGGAAGGAGGUGGGCCGCGGCGUCAGCAAGAGCCCCUGCAUGUUGGUGGCUCUGCGGCCAACCAACAUGGACCGCGAGCGGGACAAGUUCUUCCAGUCCCAUUACACCUACAACCCACAGUUCGAGUACCAGGAACCCAUGCCCACGGCUGUGCUGGAGAAAUACUGUGAGGCCUCUGGACAGUUCAUUCAUCAGGCAGUUGGCAUCAUCGAGGCCGUCCUGGAGAAGUUUGGGACCUAUGAACACUUCGAGGCUGCGACGGGGGGCCAGCUGCUGACGAAGUGCCAGAUCUGGUCCAUUGUGCGCAGAUACAUGCAGAAGGAGGGCUGCGUCGGGGAGGUAGUGGUGCAGCUGAGUGAGGACCUGCUGUCCCAGGCAGUGAUGAUGGUGGAGAACAGCCGGCCAACGUUGGCCAUCAACCUGACUGGAGCCCGCCAGUAUUGGUUGGAGGGCAUGCUGCGGCACGAGAUAGGUACCCACUACCUUCGGGGCGUGAACAACGCGCGGCAGCCGUGGCACAGCGCCGAGGGCCGGCAGCAGUACGGGCUGCGGCCAGCGAACCCCACGGAGGAGGGUCUGGCCAGCCUGCACAGCGUGCUGUUCCGCAAGCAGCCGUUCCUGUGGCGCGCGGCGCUGCUCUACUAUACGAUACAUCGUGCCGCGCGCAUGUCCUUUCGCCAGCUCUUCCAGGACCUGGCGCGCUACGUGCAGGACGCCGACGUGCGCUGGGAGUACUGCGUGCGCGCCAAGCGCGGCCAGACUGACACCUCGCUGCCGGGCUGCUUCAGCAAGGACCAGGUAUACCUGGAUGGCAUCGUGCGCAUUCUGCGACAUCGCCAGACCAUCGACUUCCCGCUGCUGACCUCGCUGGGCAAGGUCUCCUAUGAGGAUGUGGAUCACCUCCGGCCCCACGGGGUGCUGGACAACACCCGGGUGCCCCACUUCAUGCAGGACUUAGCACGCUACCGGCAGCAGCUGGAACACAUCAUGACCACCAACCGGCUGGAUGAGGCAGAGCUGGGCCGCCUGCUGCCUGACUGAUACUGGUUGAGGGCUUCAGAUCAGCCCCCAGAAUAUGAAGCUGGCUGCUCUGUGCUUCCACGGCCUGGGUGUUUCUUGGGGCCUGGGGAGGGCAGAAGCAUUUCAGGAGGGAGGGACGGCAACAGCAGAGUUUGUACUAGCCUCCCUGGACCCCAAGGGCCAACAGCAGCAUGUCAGGCAAACUAAGUCUGCCUUCCUGUCUCCAGCUGUCUGUUGAGCCAAGGAAGAGCCUGACGGAGGGAGGGAAGCUGAGCAUGAAUGGGCAUGGGGGGGUGGUUUGGGAGUAGAAACUUGUUCUUGCAUGAGAUGGCUUUGGUUGUCUGCGUACUCCAGUCUUUUCGUCCCCCACCUGGCCCCUUGGUGCUCCUUCAGCUUUCAUGCUGUCUACCUCUCACUGGGUCCUGGUGGGGAUCUCCCUUCUCCUGGGGUGACUGCCUGAGCCUGCUGUCCUGGCUUUCACACAGACUCAAGGAGCAGGGAUCCUGGUAGUAGAGACCCAGCUGGGCUGGGGUGUGCUUUCCAGCAUUUUGCCUCUCCCAUUGUCAUUGUAUGUAUUCCCUAUUUAUGUGCUGUAUGUCCUGGGCUUCUGAAAGUUCGGUGGAGGGAACAGGGCUCCUCUGGAAGGCACUGACUGUUCCUAGCUCCACCCAUACACCCCACCCCCCACCCUCCCUCACACAUACACAGGCCUUGUGAGUCAAGCCGUGAGCUCACCUGGCCUUGCCCUCAACCCCUGCACUGGCCUCUGCUGUCCCUGUCUUUGCCCACACCCUCGCAGCUGGUCUCUGGCAGGGGUUGGCAUAGGCUGGCAGCAUCCACAAUCAAGCCUGAGGGGCAGGCCCCCGGUGAUUCCAAGUUCUGAGCCCCUCCUCAACCAGGAGAGGUGCCAAGAUGAUUGUUGCUUCUAGUUUCUCACACAGCUGAGUCUGAGGUUGACCCGGCCCCGCUCCCACCCUUGGCCUUACUUUUCCCAUUUGAAAACUUGGAAACGCAGCUGGAAAGUCCUUAUUCCUUUAGUCAUUAAAUAUGUAUAGAGCGCCUUCUGUGUACCAGUUAACUGGUCAGAAUCCUCACUGAGCUCCCAGUCCUGAGAGAAGCCAAUUAAA